Molecule: messenger RNA, 627 nt
Organism: Necator americanus (New World hookworm)
Lineage: Eukaryota; Metazoa; Nematoda; Chromadorea; Rhabditida; Ancylostomatidae
Exons: 7
Coding region: 1-627 (208 amino acids)
Source: RefSeq, a predicted model, not a curated record
AUGAGUCAGUCCUGGCUCAGCAGGAACAGGGCGGAACAAGUCGAUAUGCUUUUAUUAUAUGCAGCAGUAGCCUUAGUCGGGGUGGCUUCCGCAUUCCAGUGCUCGCCGGAUACCAUCUUACGAAUGGCUAGUGACAAACGUUUGAAACAACUAGAAAAAGAAUGUCAUCUUGCAAAGACAGGCGAGAAGGAGUGCGAAACCAAAAACGAUUUGGAAAAUGCAUGGAAGGAAUUCACGAAGUUAUCUGAUCAGUACAAAGACGCAGUGAAAAAAUGUCGAGAAGUAGCAGCAAGAUCACGCAGGAAUCACCAACAACAUAGAAAGCGUCAAGUCAUUCACAAGCAAGAAAGUGUCACUGAGCAGGCGCUACCAGAAAGUGAGCAAUUUGACCAAUCUCGGCCGAUCCGCACUAAAAGACAGAUGUGCAAGACGAAAGCCUCAGACGAUUUGAACAAGCUGAAACAGGACUUCACAACUCACUGCGACCGGGAGAACAUAUGCCUUCCUGAUGAAGACCUACCAGCUGGAACGCAACGUGACCGUUUCAAAGAACUUCAUGCUGUACGGGCCAAAAAAUAUUCCGCUUAUCUAACUCAGCUCUCUCUCUGUUACGGACGUGUUAGCUAG